GUUUAUAUUAGUUGACUAUAGAACUCAAAAGUGGUGUCCGGGGAUGUUAGCACCGGCGGAGAAUGUUCUAAUCACGGCGGAGGAGACAAGUCUCUCUGCCAGUGAUGUUAUCUCCAUGUCGGUGCACAAUCUAAUAGCUUCUGUUUCUAGCUACCGUCCAUGGUGGUCAGAAUUCCUAGCAUUCGGUUCCAUCGACCGUCCAACCUCUUUCUCCUCCGCAGCCUCGCGUACUAAACUCAACCUUUGCCACUUUGUUGUCAACUAUUUUCUUUUAACCGCAGCUUUGGUCACACUCUUCUUGAUCGGUGAUCCGGUGGCUCUUCUCACGCUUGCCUCCUUUGCGGUCAUGUGGAUGCUCCUAUAUUUCUUUAGAGACCAUCCGUUGGUCUUGUACGGUCGACAUAUUAGUGACCGUGUUAUCGUUGUUGGGCUGAUCAUUGGCUCGCUUUGGGCAUUGUGGUUCAUAAACUGCCUCCAAAGCCUGGUUCUUGGUAUUGUUACAAGUUUCUUGCUUUGUUUGGUCCACGCCGUCGUACGAAAUUCAGACGACCUCUUUGUACAAGAAAAAGAUGUUGUAAUUCCUUCCAAUUACCUUCAUUGGAGCUGACGAUGUCACACUUAUGUUAUUACGUUUACAAUUCACAC
Molecule: messenger RNA, 645 nt
Organism: Arabidopsis arenosa
Lineage: Eukaryota; Viridiplantae; Streptophyta; Magnoliopsida; Brassicales; Brassicaceae
Source: the annotation of a GenBank genome assembly